Odontomachus brunneus is the source of this 1047-nucleotide messenger RNA. RefSeq lists its product as uncharacterized. Bases 64 to 822 code for a protein of 252 amino acids. The record is from RefSeq and is a predicted model, not a curated record. Lineage: Eukaryota; Metazoa; Arthropoda; Insecta; Hymenoptera; Formicidae. The transcript is spliced from 2 exons.
AUCAUGUCCCAACAUACAUUACCAGUGUAUCGUGGAACUUAGCUAAAGUAAGAUAUUUUCAUCAUGCUGUUUCAUGAGUUUAUUCAUUUAACAUAUAAUUAUGAAGACUUAGUAAAUUACUUAAAUGCGAAAAAAGUGCUCCGAAAAAAUAUGUUAUGUCCACGAUGUGACAAAAUUCGUUUAAAACCAGAAGAAUCACUUAUAAUGCAUUGCACCAAUAUGUAUUAUAAACAAAUUCGUGGACGAAAACGGCAAAGAAAGACUUGCAAUUUUAAGUUAAGUGCAAUAACAGAAACGUGGUUUGCAAAGGCGCAUUUAGAUCUAAUAAAAAUAUGUCGUAUUAUUUCUUAUUUUUUAAUGAUGAAUUCACCACGACAGAAACUAUUGGAAACGAAAAUUCAAAUAUCAAGAUCCGUUGCUGUGGAUUGGGUUAAUUUUUGUCGUGAAUUACUAAAUCAGUGGGUAACUGAUAAUAGCAAACCAUUAAGCGGUCCAGGGAUAAUUGUGGAAAUAGACGAAGCAAAAUUCGGACGUCGAAAAUAUCAUAAAGGAAGAUUAAUUACUGGACAAUGGUUAUUUGGAGGUGUGGAAAGACACAAUGAUCGGUUAUUUGUGGUGUCAGUACCAGACAGAACAUUAGCUGCAUUAAUACCAAUCAUUCGUCGUUAUAUUGCAUCGGGAAGUAUAAUAUACAGUGAUUGUUGGCGUGCUUACGACGCUUUAUGUAAAGAAAAUUAUUUACAUCAAACUGUAAAUCAUUCUCGCAAUUUUGUCGAUCGGGUUACUAGAGUUUAUACUCAAAACAUCGAAAGAUUAUGGUAAUAUACGUAAUGGAAUACCUCGUUUUGGUAGUAAUGAAAAUCAUUAUGCGCAUUAUUUAGCUGAAUUUUUGUUUAAACGAAAAUAUCAUUAUGAAGAUCGAAUUGAUAAUUUUUUUGAAAUUAUGGCUCAUUUCUAUGCACUUAGCGGAAAUUUUACUGAAUAAAUUUAUUAUAAAUAUUAAAUAAAUAAUUUUUUCAAUAUAAUUUAUUUGUCCUAUGCAUUGUU